UUGCUGCAAACAGCCGCCAUGCUUUGGUGUAUUUGAAGUUUUGUUAUUAUGGCAAUGUUUGGGGGAGUUAUCGCUGGAAUAUGUUUUAUAGUAUUCGUUUUUGCUAUACGUUUAUUGAUUGUUGUGAGGAAGGGAUCAGAAUGCAAACCAGGAAAGAAGGGCUCUGUCAGCUUGCUCGUUGUCGCAGGAUCAGGAGGUCACACCACAGAGGUUCUGCGCUUGGUGGAGAGUCUCUCUCAUGCAUAUAGCCCCCGUCAUUACGUCAUCGCUGACACGGAUAAAAUGAGUGAAGACAAGAUCCGAACCCUGGAAACUUCGAAAAAUGAAAUGGAUGCACAAGCAAAGUUCACCAUUCAUCGAAUCCCUCGUAGCCGUGAGGUGCGUCAGUCCUGGAGCUCCUCUCUUCUCACCACUCUGAAUGCCCUCCUCUACUCAGUUCCACUGGUCUUCAAGCUCAGGCCAGAUAUGGUGCUGUGCAACGGCCCAGGGACGUGUGUCCCCCUAUGCGUGGCAGGGCUGCUCCUGGGGGCCGCGGGGAUGAAGAAGGUCCUCAUCGUCUACGUGGAGAGCAUCUGCCGAGUCCAGACCCUCUCCCUCUCCGGAAAGAUCCUCUACUAUCUCUCGGAUUACUUCUUUGUGCAGUGGUCGACCCUAAAAGACAAAUAUCCCGGAUCGAUUUACAUGGGAAGGAUAGUCUGAACAACAGGGGGGAAAAAAAAAACACAGCAGCUCUUACCGGUUCACUUAGCACUAUCUGCUUCCUGGGGGAUGUCUUCUUAGCUUUGUAUUGAUAUUAAUGUUCAUACAGUACGUGGUCUGUAAGAAAUUUCACUAUGGUUACAUAUUCCGGACAUUAUUGUACACAGUAGGUGUACAAAAAAAUGCAUUAAAAUGUAAUGCCACUUUGUGUAGCCUGUGACUGUAGAAUUGUGAUUGAAUACAUGGGGCUAUGCGGUCAUCUGGGUUUUCUGAUUUUGAGAAUACACAAAAAUGUCCAAAUGACUGGGCUGCUAAGCAGACCAGUGGAGAAAAUUGUCCCGUCUCACAAUAUUGCAGGAAUGAGUGUUUUGAAAGCUUACUCUGAAAGAAUGCUGUAAUGAUACAGGCAAGACUCCACACGAACACUGUAAGCAGUGGUGGUAAACAGCGUCAUUCCACAGAGACUUUGCUGUCCAUUUCAGACAUCAUUCAUGUAAUCCAUCAUUUUUUCUACUUAAAAAAAAUAUAUAUAUAUUUUUUAAUAAAGGCUCCCUGAAAAAGGAAAGGGAAUUCCCCCAGCGUUUUCCCUUUUCACUGUACUAUUGACAUAUUUUACUUUGGGGCUCUUUCAAACAUCCGUUUCACACAUCAGAAACGGUACAUACACAUUAAAGCAUAUUUGUGGAGCACUGUCAGAUGUUGCUGUUCUUCCUUGAAAUUAUCUGGUAAAUUUGGAUUGCAUUCAAGCAUUUUUGCUAUGGAAGACAAGAUUAUUUAUUUAAAAAACAAAGGUUGUAAUUGUGCAGAUUGCAGCAUUUUUUUUAGUUAUUUUGUACGCAUUCUUGAAGGAUCUGCCAGUAGAUUUCCAUUGUCAAAGGUUUCCUGUCCAUUGACACUGUAGUCCCUUGAUAGCACUGCUUAGAAGAGAGGAAAUGGAAUAAUUGAGAUGUGUUUUGAUUUUCAGCACAAUACAAAAAAGGGAAAAUA
Messenger RNA from Conger conger (European conger), 1686 nucleotides. RefSeq names its product ALG14 UDP-N-acetylglucosaminyltransferase subunit (gene alg14). NCBI's taxonomy places the organism in Eukaryota, Metazoa, Chordata, Actinopteri, Anguilliformes, Congridae. Bases 49 to 699 code for a protein of 216 amino acids. The transcript has 4 exons. Gene Ontology annotation, cellular component: UDP-N-acetylglucosamine transferase complex. Gene Ontology annotation, biological process: dolichol-linked oligosaccharide biosynthetic process. The record is from RefSeq and is a predicted model, not a curated record.